Molecule: messenger RNA, 1793 nt
Organism: Anopheles coustani
Lineage: Eukaryota; Metazoa; Arthropoda; Insecta; Diptera; Culicidae
Product: organic cation transporter protein-like
Exons: 1
Coding region: 1-1728 (575 amino acids)
Biological process (GO): transmembrane transport
Cellular component (GO): membrane
Molecular function (GO): transmembrane transporter activity
Source: RefSeq, a predicted model, not a curated record
AUGGCUUACGAUGACAUUUUACAACAUCUAGGUGGCUUUGGGCGGUACCAACGGCGGAUCUAUGUGUUGCUAUGCCUACCGGCGAUUAGCUGUGCGUUUCAUAAACUGGCCGGCGUUUUCCUGCUGGCCGCCCCAGACUACCGGUGUCGGUUGCCGUACGAGCUGGAAAAUGCGUCCUAUGCAAUGCCCCCGGAACGGCUCACCAUGGCCUACCCGAUCGAUACGCUGACGAAGAAAUACUCCACGUGCAACUAUCUCGAUGCGAACUUCACCGAAGACUACUGGACUGGAGGCAUCCCGGCUGGCGGUGUGCGGCCUUGCGAUCACUGGGUGUAUGAUCGCAGCAAGUUCGAAAGCAGCACCGUCACCGACUGGGACAUGGUAUGCGACCGGAACUGGCUCCGUGCGUCUGCCGACUCACUGUUCAUGGUGGGCGUCAUGUUGGGCAGCAUUGGGUUUGGCUACCUCUCGGACAAGUACGGCCGGAAGCCCAUCUUUUUCGCAUCGCUCGUGCUACAGGUUGUUUUCGGCGUGCUGGCCGGCGUAGCGCCCGAGUUUUUCACCUAUACGCUCGCCCGAAUGGUGGUCGGUGCCACUACUUCCGGCGUGUUUCUCGUCGCGUACGUCAUAGCGAUGGAGAUGGUCGGGCCGAACGAUCGUCUGUACGCCGGUGUCGUUUGUAUGAUGUUCUUCUCGGUGGGAUACAUGCUGACGGCUGGUUUCGCUUACUUCAUCCACGGUUGGCGCAUGCUGCAAAUCGCCCUUACGCUGCCCGGUAUCCUGUUUCUGUGCUACUGGUGGUUCGUCCCCGAAUCGGCCCGUUGGCUGCUUUCGAACGGGCGUCCAACGGAGGCAAUCAAGCUGAUACUGAAGGCAGCCGACUGCAACAAGCUGACCGUACCACAGGAUGCGCUGGACAAGUUAGUAGAGGAGGACAAGAGCCAGCAGCAGCAGGAGAACGCAAACGAACCGAAACCUUCGCUGCUGGACAUAUUCAAGUACCCGAAUCUGCGCCAAAAGGCCCUACUUAUCUUUUUCGAUUGGUUCGUAAACAGCCUCACCUACUACGGGCUGUCCUGGAAUACGAACAAUCUUGGCGGCAACCCAUUGCUCAACUUCGUCAUCAGUGGCGCGGUGGAGAUUCCGGCCUAUUCGUUUUUGCUCGUGACCCUCAAUCGCUGGGGCCGUCGGACCAUUCUGUGCGGAUGUAUGAUAUUUGCCGGCACGAUGCUGCUCUUGACGAUGAUCGUUCCAGCUUCCGAACAGUGGCUCAUCGUGGUGCUGGCAAUGCUCGGCAAGAUGGCCAUCACUUCCAGCUACGGCACGGUUUAUGUCUUCUCCGCCGAGCAGUUCCCGACCGUCAUUCGCAAUGUGGCGCUGGGCGCGGCAUCGACGAGUGCCCGCGUUGGUGGUAUAUUGGCACCGUACUUCAACCUGCUCGGCGACUAUUGGCAACCGCUGCCAUUGCUCAUCUUCGGUGCACUAGCGUUUAUCGGCGGUGUACUGUCGCUGUUAUUGCCGGAAACGCACAACCAAAAGCUACCGGAAACGAUUGCGGACGGCGAGAACUUUGGCAAGCGGAAAACGAUACCCGGUGGUGAUGGUGGUGGCGAUGCAGAUCGUGAUAUCGAACGUACCGCGGAAGAGAUGCAAGUGUUGAGCAAACCAGGCCCGUCCGGGGAACCGGAUGAACUCGUCGGUACUGAGGAGGACAGGGAAAAGUAUUGAAUGGACAUGGCGACCCGCAUGGUGUUCUUUUUAGUAGGCAGAAAUUAAAAGAAUUUCAUAGGUAU